GCCUCAAACCCAGCCUCAGCCAAGUCUCCAGCCCAGCCUCAGCCCAGGUGCAAUCCAGCUUCAGCCCCAGGUCCAGCCCAGUCUCAGCCAAGCCUCAAGCCCAGCCACAGUCUCAGCCCAGCCUCAGCCCCUGGUCCAGGGUUACAGUCACGCAGUCCCAAUACUUGCUGUUUGGAAAGGCCUCCCGAAAGCUGCUGCUGAGAUUUGCCCCGUUUAAUACACAGGAUCCUGGAUGGAUUGCACUUCAUAACACCCCUGUAAGCGAUGGAUUUUAAGUAUGAAGUCUCUACAACUGAGCGGAUCAGGUUUAUGGAAAAAGAACUGGCUGCAGAAGUGGCAGAACUGAAGCUUGAGAUUGAAGAAAGUGGAAUAUUACAAGGAGGAUCUUCACGAGCUUUCAGUUCUGUUUCCAUACCAAGGGACAUUUCCUAUUUCAGAAAGGAAAGAGAGCUGGUAUUGAAGAAAGGUUUACAGGUGUCGGAAGCAAAGCCUCUCGUAAUUCAGGCUGAUGUUAUGCAGAGAGAGCUGGAAAGCUGUCUGAAAAGGGAGUACACGGCAGAUAGUUUACCUCUUAUUCUUCAUCAGUUUUUCACAGAUCGGAUUCAGCACUUAGUUCAGUGCAAGUACCUACACAUGCUCAGAUGGAAAAGAUUUUGUCGGCACACUAGUGUUAUUGAGAAACUUUACCCUCUGUAUAAGUUUUAA
Callorhinchus milii (elephant shark) is the source of this 705-nucleotide messenger RNA. RefSeq lists its product as uncharacterized. The record is from RefSeq and is a predicted model, not a curated record. Lineage: Eukaryota; Metazoa; Chordata; Chondrichthyes; Chimaeriformes; Callorhinchidae. The transcript has 7 exons. Bases 265 to 705 code for a protein of 146 amino acids.